Apaloderma vittatum (bar-tailed trogon) is the source of this 1017-nucleotide messenger RNA. RefSeq names its product dCMP deaminase (gene DCTD). The record is from RefSeq and is a predicted model, not a curated record. Gene Ontology annotation, cellular component: cytoplasm. Gene Ontology annotation, molecular function: zinc ion binding; dCMP deaminase activity. Gene Ontology annotation, biological process: dUMP biosynthetic process; dTMP biosynthetic process. The annotation marks the transcript as partial. NCBI's taxonomy places the organism in Eukaryota, Metazoa, Chordata, Aves, Trogoniformes, Trogonidae. The transcript has 5 exons.
UUUCAACAGUGAGGCUUCCUGCAAAAAACGUGAAGAUUAUUUGGAAUGGCCUGAAUAUUUUAUGGCAGUAGCUUUUUUGUCAGCACAAAGAAGCAAGGAUCCAAGUUCUCAAGUUGGUGCCUGCAUUGUAAAUUCAGAAAACAAGAUUGUUGGAAUUGGAUACAAUGGGAUGCCUAAUGGCUGCAGUGAUGAUGUACUACCCUGGGCAAGGACAGCAGCACAUAAAUUAGACACGAAAUAUCCUUAUGUGUGCCAUGCCGAAUUGAAUGCCAUCAUGAACAAAAACUCGGCUGAUGUGAAAGGCUGCAGCAUGUAUGUUGCCUUAUUUCCAUGUAAUGAAUGUGCGAAGCUCAUAAUCCAGGCAGGCAUAAAGGAAGUUAUUUUUAUGUCUGACAAGUAUCAUGACACUACAGAAAUGACAGCUGCACGGCGGAUGUUUGAUUUAGCAGGUAUUAUAUACAGGGAGUUCAAGCCAAAGUGUAGCAAGAUCGUCAUCGACUUUGAUUCAAUUAACAGCAGACCAAGUCAAAAGCUUCUGUGAAUUAAGUCUCAUUAAGUCUCUAGAAGAGUGUGAUUAUCCUUUUCUAAAAAGCUGCUAAUGCCUUUCGUCUUGAAGUUACUUGCAACUUUUUAAUGGCUUCUGUAGCUAAAGUAGACUUCUAAGAAAUCCAAGGCAUAAAACGUCCCCCUCACUUCAUCUUGUCAUGUGAAAUCUAAAUCUACUUAAAAUUUUUUAAUGCCUUUAUCAAAACUGCUUAAAAAGCCUAGAGACUUGGAGAUGAGACAAUAUAAUUUGUGUAAAGAAAACUAUUCUGAUUCUUGCUGUAUUCAUCACCACAUGCCCUGAUAGGCUGUCAGCACUGAUUUGGACUGAGUUUAACUGUAACCAGUAGUACGUUGGAAGACGCUAAUAUAUGUUGAUCUCUCUAUUGGAUACGUGGAUCUAAAUAGUUGAUCCUAAUAAAGGACAAAAAACGUUAUAUGCGCAAAUACUAAUCUUUCGACUAGCAUAACACU